Messenger RNA from Neoarthrinium moseri, 1038 nucleotides. RefSeq lists its product as uncharacterized. Gene Ontology annotation, molecular function: alpha-1,6-mannosyltransferase activity. The transcript has a single exon. Gene Ontology annotation, biological process: protein N-linked glycosylation. The record is from RefSeq and is a predicted model, not a curated record. Gene Ontology annotation, cellular component: mannan polymerase complex. The coding region runs from base 1 to 1038 and encodes 345 amino acids. NCBI's taxonomy places the organism in Eukaryota, Fungi, Ascomycota, Sordariomycetes, Amphisphaeriales, Apiosporaceae.
AUGGACUGGACCCGGAUGCGCAUGGAGGAAGACGGUCGGUGGUAUGCGUACAAGGAUUGGUACGCACGAAAAUGGUCCGACACAAAGAGCUGGGCUUAUGCACGAAGGAGAGCGUUGGUGAUAUGGCUGGUCAUAGUCCUGCUUCUGCUUGGCUACCUCUUUCAGUUCACCACCGUUUUCCAUCCGUCACGACUCUAUUCGAUAUCCUAUCAGGAACAAGUCGCACGGCAUAACUCGUUGGUAUCCCAGAAGAUAUGGCAGAUUCUGCUUCCAAUGCCGAAGAAACUCAAGAGCAAGCCGGUCGCCUUUGCAGAGCCUUCAGCUUGGAUGCAGAUGAACCCAGGCUACACUUAUACCCUCUUUGGAACCGAGGGUGCUGUAGCAUUCCUGCAAUCCAGAUUUCCACGCCGGCAAGAUUAUCUAGAGACUUUCAAUGAACUCCGAAAUCCCGGUUUGAAGUCAGACUUUUUGCGGUACAUGGUGCUAUACGCAGAGGGUGGAGUAUAUAGCGACCUUGACACACGGCCGGAAAAGCCCAUUGACGAGUGGGUUCCGACGGACUACGAGACGGUAGCCAGGCUGGUGGUUGGAAUCGAAUACGACUCUCUCGGCGGCGAUAUUGGGAAGGAUUACACUUACCCCGUGCAGUUUGCACAAUGGACGAUAGCGGCAGCCCCUGAGCACUCAGUCUUCGUGAACAUGACGGAGCGCUGCAUCCGAGGCUUGCAUGAGCUGUCAGAGAAGUACAACACAAGUUUAGGGGAAAUCAACUCGAAGGACGACGAGGUUCUCAAGGCCACAGGCCCAGUGGCUUGGACGGAGACUGUGUUUGAAGGGAUCCAAGUGCAAGCCCCCGAGCUGCAGAGCAUCAGUGAUCUGUCUGGGAUGAAAGAGCCUACAUUAUACGGUGACAUACUCGUACUCCCUAUCAAUGGGUUCGGGUCCGGCCUACCACAUUCAGGAAGUGCAAGGUGGUUCACCCCGAAAGAGGCCUUGACAACUCACCACUCCGAGAGCUCUUGGAGGAUUAAUAGUUAA